Molecule: messenger RNA, 484 nt
Organism: Didymodactylos carnosus
Lineage: Eukaryota; Metazoa; Rotifera; Eurotatoria; Philodinida; Philodinidae
Source: the annotation of a GenBank genome assembly
GCAAGCUGCUGUCGAAGCACUUAAUAGUGAAUUAGAAAUGUUGAAAAAUAAUCUUGCUCAACUGAACAAUGAAGUCAACCAGUUGGAAGAACAAGUACGAGCAGCUGAGACUGAACUCAAUCAAGCAAGAGAAAUGGUGCAACGAACAGAGUUGGAACUGGAACGGGCACGAGCUGAGCUGACUAAUCUGACGGAACAACUUCAUGCUAAAAAAGCUGAACUAACACAAGGAGAACAAGAGAAAAUGCAACUUCAAGCAACACUUGCUCAGAAACAGCAAGAACUUCAACGCGCUACGGAGAAAGAGAACCAGCUUGAGCAAGCUGUAACUCAAGCUAAAAGCAAGCUUGAUGAAGCCACGACAUUGCUCAAUCAAAAUACAGAAACAUUGCGUGCAGAAGAGCAAACCGAACUACAGACGCAAAAGGCAGUUGAAGAUCAAGAAAAACUCGUUAAUGGAGCGCGAAACAAGGCAAAUGAGUAG